AAUCAUUCUUCAAGCCGAUCGACGAAGCCAGUAGUUGCAGUACUUUCGUGAGAUUUCGUGUUUAAUCGGUAUAUUAAAAUAGCUUCUAUUCAAAUCUAAUCAUAAUUUUGGGAAAGAUGGAUAAACCAGAUUGCAAAUAUGGUGCAGACUGCUACCAGAAAAACCCAGCCCAUAAGGAAAAGUAUCGUCAUCCGCCCCAAACGGCUGCAGAACGCAGCCCGGCUAAAGCGAAACAGCCGUCGCCAUCGUCGUCAACCAAGCGGAACUCCGACCAAUCGGUGGAUCAUUCCGAAGCAUUGGAAGAAGUGAAAAGGUGCAAACGGCCACCGACCCCGGAGAAAGACAACGACAAUGUGGAGGAGAAUGACAAAAGCCACGAGUAUUAUGGAAUGACGCGUCAGCGUUACACUCUGCCGGAAGUUCCGAUGGAUGUUGGACUGAUGAGUGACAUCUAUGAUCCCCAGAUCGAGUUCUCGAAAAAAGAGGAAUACAAGGAACUGUGUGGAGACUCGAAGAUGUUUAUCAAACACAAGUUCCUGGUCGACAUGCCCAGCUGUUUUGAUGCGAUGUGGGCUUUCUGUCGAUCUAAAAACGAGGAAAAGCCUGGUGAGGUGUUCGAUAAGCUGGGUCUCAGAUUGGUUGGUCCAUUCGACGUAAUGGCAAAGAAAUUCAAGGACGCUAAAAUUCACGAACCGGGAGAUUAUCUGCGACAUUGGAGAUUUUACUAUGAUCCCCCAGAGUUCCAGACAAUCUUGGUGAAAAAAGAUUCCGGAGUGCAUUACGGAUAUUGGAGAGAUCAGCCAGAUGAUACCAGCGGCUUGGUUGCGUUGAACAAUGUGAACAAGGGCUGUGAGUUUAAAAUCAUCGGGGAGAACAUUUUUGAUGCCGUAAUUCACUUUCUCGAGAACGAAGUUACAACAACGCCUUUUAACAAAGCUUCUGUUGCAGCGAUGAAAAAAUCGUUAGAAGAUUGGGCCAAAAGUAACGACAUUAAACUCAAAGCCAACGACAAGCAAAAGGUUCGCUCCAAGCAAGUUGUUUGUAAAACAUUCCACAAAGCAGGCAUCGUGGUUCCUUUUGACCGUAAGAAGGAACUCGGCUAUCGGGAACUGCUGGAAAGCGAUGCCAAUUUAAAGAAAAUACUAUCUCAGUUCGAUCGAAUUAAUAACACAGCGGAUAAGGCCGAAUUCGAUACUGCAAUGUCCCAGCUGCAACCGAUAGUGACGGGAGCUUUCAUUGCGGUAGAUGAGUGCGAUUUUGGGACAGCACUAGAGCUGGCAAUCGAUUUGUUCUGCCAUGGUACCAAAAAUCUGCAUGACGUCAUGAAGCCACUCUUUGUGACAGCUUAUUCGAUGCUACAACGACCGCAGUAUAUUGCUAUUAUAAAGUCCCACUUGGAAGAUCGACGUCAAGGAACGGAUUUGGAUUUGCUCAAGAAAUGAAAAAAAAAACUUGCGCUUCACAAGUUCCGCAGUACAAUGUAUUUAGCUAAAAAAAUAACGUUUAUUAGCGGUUACUUGGACAACAUUAUGAACAAUAAGUUAACGCAUUGAUUUGAAUAUCUGGACAAAAAGCGCAAAAGUAUGUGAUUUUGUAAGCAAGUAAUGCGUUUUUGCCUUUUUUUUUAUUGAAAAUAUAGAUUAAGUGCUAUCUUAAAAUUAA
Armigeres subalbatus is the source of this 1662-nucleotide messenger RNA. RefSeq names its product histone PARylation factor 1-like (gene Hpf1). The record is from RefSeq and is a predicted model, not a curated record. The coding region runs from base 117 to 1442 and encodes 441 amino acids. The transcript has 3 exons. Gene Ontology annotation, cellular component: nucleus. Gene Ontology annotation, molecular function: histone binding; poly-ADP-D-ribose binding. Lineage: Eukaryota; Metazoa; Arthropoda; Insecta; Diptera; Culicidae. Gene Ontology annotation, biological process: regulation of protein ADP-ribosylation; DNA damage response.